AUGUUAUGCAGCUCAAUUCUUGCGUUUGAUAUUUUGCAGAUUAGGUGCAUGAUGACUGAACGAAAAGAAGAGACAAUCUUUACUGAUCCUGAAUUUGAGGAAUAUAAAAACACUUCUUUCAAGGAACUGAAAGAGGGACGUGUCAAUGUCAAGUUUUCAGAAAAGAUUCUCAAAUGUCCUUAUUGUCCUGAGAGUAGAGAAUACACUUACAUGGAGGACCUCUGUAGGCAUGCAUCUAGGAUUGCAAGAGAAUCAAGAAGCAGUGGUUUGAAAGAAAAAGCCAAGCAUAUGGGACUGGAGGAGUUUCUAGAAAGAGAAUUUGAUACUAAAAUCAAGGAUUUAGAAUCAACAAGUAAAAGUGACAUGUCAAGGCACACGAAUAGAGAAGAGCCAGUUGUUUGGCCAUGGAUGUGUGUGGUUGCUAACAUCCCUGUUCAGUAUAAAAAUGGUAGGUAUACAGGUGAUAGUGGAAAAAGACUAAAAGAUGAGUGGAUAAAUCAAGGUUACAACCCUAAAAAAGUUCAUCCUCUAUGGAGCUGGAAGGGUCACUCAGGAUUUGCUGUGGUUGAAUUUGGAAAAGAAUGGAGUGGAUUUGGUUAUGCAAUGAUGUUUGUGAAGGCUUUUGAGGUAAACAAACAUGGGAGGAAAGAUUGGUAUAAUGGGACAAGUCGCAAUGACACUAAUCUUUAUGCUUGGAUUGCAAGAGAUGAAGAUUAUAACUCCAAUGGUCUUGUUGGUGAUUAUCUGAGAAAACAUGGUGACCUAAAGACUGUUUCUGAAGUUGAAAAAGAAGAUGAAGUGAAGAAUUCUAAACUUCUCAUGGGAUUGAAAACAAUGUUGGAAGAAAAGAACAAAAGAAGUGAAGAGAUCCAGACUGAAAUAAGCAAGACAGAUUCCCAUAUGUAUUUUGUUAUGAAACAGAAAGAAGUGAUGAUUGAGAACUUCAAUGUGAUGAUUGAGAACUACAAUAGAGAACAUAAAACGAUGCAAGAGAAGGUGAAUGAGCAGCUUAAAAAGAUUUCCAUUGAGCAUGAAGAGAGCAAAUUGCAGCUUGAAGAACAUGAAAAGGAACUGAGAGCACGUGAAGCUCUAAACGAAAGUGAGCAAAAGAAGCUUGACAAUGAGAAGAAAAUGAAUGAAUUGGCAAUUUUGGAACAGAAGAAAGCAGACGAGAGGAUGUUGAAAUUGGCUGAUGAUCAGAAGAGAGAGAAAGAGAAACUUCACUACAAGAUUAUUGAUCUUCAAAAGAAGCUUGAUGAUAAGCAACGAUUGGAGCUAGAGAUCAAACAGAUGGAAGGAGCCAUGGAAGUAAUGAAGCACAUGACUCAUGAAGAUGUUGAAGCAAAGAAGAAAUUUGAGUCGAUUAAAGAAGAUCUGAAAGAAAAAGAAGAGGAAUAUGAGGGUUUGGAAGAGCUUAAUCAAGCAUUGAUAAUCAAAGAAAGAUUAAGCAAUGAUGAAUUACAGGAUGCUCGCAAAGAGUUGAUUUCUGGUAUGAAUGAAAUAUCUGCUUCUGGUCGUGCCUAUAUUGGUAUAAAAAGAAUGGGUGAGCUUGAUGCAAAACCAUUCAUCAUUGCUGCUAAGAAGCGUUUAAGUGAAAAGGAAGCAGAGGAUGCAGUGAAGUUUGUAUCAAUGUGGGAGGAUCAUCUCAGGGAUCCAAACUGGCAUCCAUUCAAGGUCAUCACCAUUGGAGACGAAUGCAAGGAAAUAGUGAAUGAAAAAGAUGAGAAGAUUUCAAUGUUAAAAAGUGAAUGCGAUGAGGAUGUAUACAAUGAUGUAGUGACAGCUCUAAAAGAGCUGAAUGAAUACAAUCCAAGUGGAAGAUAUCCAUUACCAGAGCUUUGGAACAAAAAGGACAACAGAAAGGCAACACUGAAAGAGGGAGUGGAAUUUCUGCUCAAACAAUGGAAAAUCCACAAACAGAAGAAACGAGGUUGA
Messenger RNA from Lactuca virosa, 1935 nucleotides. Lineage: Eukaryota; Viridiplantae; Streptophyta; Magnoliopsida; Asterales; Asteraceae. The record is from the annotation of a GenBank genome assembly.